AUGCCUUGGCGUUCAUUAAUGCGUUAUUUAUCAAAUAAUGAAGAAUUAAUUCGUCGUCUUUCAGAAUCCUAUCCAAUACGUCGUGCAGCACAAUUAACAGCAUAUUUUUUUAGUGUUGGUAAAGAUAAAUUUAUUGAACAUCGAGAUACGUGGGAAAAUUACAAAGAACUUCGUCGACAACAAGAAAAAAGUCGAACAUCAUCAUCAUCGUCAUCGUCAUCAUCUACAACAACAAAAGCAACAACAAAAUCAACAACAAAAAAUAAAAAACCUUUUUCAUAG
Molecule: messenger RNA, 282 nt
Organism: Rotaria sordida
Lineage: Eukaryota; Metazoa; Rotifera; Eurotatoria; Philodinida; Philodinidae
Source: the annotation of a GenBank genome assembly